This is a messenger RNA of Synchiropus splendidus (mandarinfish), 3435 nucleotides long. RefSeq names its product aconitase 1, soluble (gene aco1). The record is from RefSeq and is a predicted model, not a curated record. NCBI's taxonomy places the organism in Eukaryota, Metazoa, Chordata, Actinopteri, Syngnathiformes, Callionymidae. Gene Ontology annotation, molecular function: 4 iron, 4 sulfur cluster binding; iron-responsive element binding; 3 iron, 4 sulfur cluster binding. Gene Ontology annotation, biological process: citrate metabolic process; tricarboxylic acid cycle. The transcript has 21 exons. Bases 256 to 2943 code for a protein of 895 amino acids. Gene Ontology annotation, cellular component: cytosol; mitochondrion.
CCGUUUGGUGAAUUGGUUGAAUUUAUAGAAAAUGGAAAGGCAAAAAAUCCAAGACUAUGCGUAAACAAGUACGGAACUAGUUCUUGAAGGGCCGCGCAUUUUAACGGAUUAUUCAAACAAUUACCAGGCAGCUGUUACAUCAUCAAUUGGUUUCGAGUUCUGUGAGGGAAGCCACGAUUAUCAUUGAUUUGAUUGGAAAAUUACCGAUUACAUUAUAAAAGCGUUCAGUGUGACGACACAUACAUUCUCAUCAUCAUGAUUCCUGGAAAUGUGACGAAUCCGUUUGACCACGUACUUGAACCUUUGGACCCAGAAAUCCCAGGGCAUCAAUUUUACAAUCUGACCAAACUUGGAGAUCCCAGAUAUGACCGUCUACCCUUCUCUAUCAGAGUCCUUCUUGAGUCUGCAAUCAGGAACUGCGAUGGGUUUUUAGUGAAGUGCUCGGAUGUGGAGAGUAUAUUUAACUGGAAGCAAACCCAGACACAAAGAGUUGAGGUUCCUUUCAAGCCGUCUCGUGUCAUACUACAGGACUUCACGGGUGUUCCUGCUGUUGUGGACUUAGCUGCCAUGCGUGAUGCUGUAAAGAAACUAGGUGGGGAUCCUGAGAAGAUAAAUCCAGUUUGUCCUGUUGACCUUGUCAUCGACCAUUCCAUCCAAGUGGACUUUAAUAGAAUGUCUGAUAGUCUUGAGAAAAACGAGAAUUUAGAGUUUGAUCGCAACAAGGAGAGAUUUGAAUUUUUGAAGUGGGGCUCAAAAGCAUUCCAGAAUAUGCGGAUAAUUCCCCCCGGCUCCGGAAUCGUUCAUCAGGUCAAUCUGGAGUACCUGGCCCAUGUGGUAUUUAACCACGAUGACCUCUUUUAUCCUGACAGCCUUGUAGGCACAGAUUCCCACACCACCAUGAUUGAUGGCCUUGGUGUUUUGGGAUGGGGUGUUGGUGGAAUUGAAGCAGAGGCUGUGAUGCUUGGGCAGCCUAUCAGUAUGGUUCUCCCAGAAGUGGUGGGAUACAAGUUGUAUGGCACACCUGAUAAGUUGAUCACGUCCACUGACAUUGUCCUCACUAUUACCAAGCACCUGCGCCAGUUUGGUGUUGUUGGAAAGUUUGUAGAAUUCUUUGGCCCAGGUGUGACUCAGUUAUCCAUUGCUGAUCGAGCUACUAUUGCCAACAUGUGUCCUGAAUAUGGAGCCACAGCAGCCUUUUUCCCUGUCGAUAGCAUCAGUAUCCAAUACCUCCAACAAACUGGGCGGGAGGCAGAAAAGCUUUCUUACAUUGAAAAAUACCUGAGGUCUGUGAGGAUGUUCCGGGACUACACUAACACUGCCCAAGAUCCUGAUUUCACUCAGGUUGUGGAACUUGAUUUAAGCACAGUGGUUCCUUGCUGCAGUGGUCCUAAACGCCCCCAAGACAGAAUUCCAGUGGCCAACAUGAAAAUAGACUUUGAAAACUGUCUUGGAGCAAUGCAAGGCUUCAAAGGUUUCCAGGUGGCUCCUGGAAAUCACAAUGCAGAGGUGGAAUUCCUUUUUAAUGGAAACCAAUACAAGUUAAGUCAUGGCUCCGUAGUUAUAGCUGCCAUCACAAGCUGCACAAACACCAGCAACCCAUCUGUCAUGCUUGGAGCAGGACUUCUUGCUAAGAAGGCCGUUGCGCUGGGUAUGACUGUGAAGCCGUACAUAAAAACUAGCCUUUCACCUGGCAGUGGCGUGGUCACCUAUUACUUGAAAGAGAGCGGUGUAAUGGACUACCUACACCAGCUUGGCUUUGAGGUUGUUGGCUACGGCUGCAUGACCUGUAUUGGGAACAGUGGGCCACUGCCUGAGCCAGUUGUGGAAGCCAUCACACAGGGAGAUCUGGUGGCUGCAGGUGUUUUGUCAGGAAACAGGAACUUUGAGGGAAGAGUCCAUCCUAACACUCGAGCAAACUACCUUGCAUCUCCACCACUGGUCAUUGCCUAUGCCAUUGCUGGAACUGUUAGAAUUGACUUUGAGAAAGAACCAAUUGCCACCAAUCCUGAAGGCAAAGACAUCUUUCUACGUGAUAUCUGGCCAACACGAGAAGAGAUUCAGUCUGUGGAAAAAAAGUUUGUAGUUCCAUCCAUGUUUAAAGAGGUCUAUGAGAAAAUUGAGAAAGUGAAUGAACGCUGGAAUGCUCUGGAAUCUCCGUCAGACAAGUUGUAUGCCUGGGACCCAAAGUCAACUUACAUCAAGUCACCACCUUUCUUUGAUGCUUUGACCAGAGAGCUGCAUGUUCCAAACGCCAUCUGCAAUGCACAAGUUCUACUCAACUUUGGUGACUCUGUCACAACAGACCACAUUUCUCCUGCAGGAAACAUCGCCCGAAACAGUCCAGCGGCUCGUUAUUUAACCGAGAAAGGCUUAAGUCCCAGAGAGUUUAACUCCUAUGGCUCUCGUCGUGGUAAUGAUGCAGUAAUGGCGAGAGGAACUUUCGCCAACAUCCGCCUCUUCAACAAGUUUCUAAAAAGGCAGACCCCACAAACCAUUUACCUGCCCACAAAAGAAACGAUGGAUGUUUUCGAUGCUGCCAGCAGAUAUCAGCGGGAUGGAGUCCCUCUUUUAAUCUUGGCUGGUAAAGAGUAUGGCUCUGGGAGCUCAAGAGACUGGGCAGCAAAAGGACCAUUUUUACUCGGUGUGAAAGCAGUGCUGGCUGAAAGCUACGAGCGCAUCCAUCGCAGUAACUUGGUGGGAAUGGGAAUUAUUCCUCUGGAAUUUCUUCCAGGUGACACUGCAGACAGCUUGGGGAUAACUGGUGAAGAAUGUUUCACCAUUCACAUCCCGGAACAGCUGACACCGAGGAUGAUUGUGGACGUGAAGAUUAACACAGAAAGAACAAUUCAAGUACGGAUGAGAUUUGAUACAGAUGUGGAGUUGACUUAUUUCCAACAUGGAGGAAUCCUCAACUACAUGAUCCGCAUGAUGUCAGAAAAGUAAUGCUGAUAUAGAAUAAAUUUGCUCACAAAUGGUCAUCUUCCGACCUAAGACAGAUGCAAUCUAACUGUUUUGAAGAUCAUGAAUAAAUAAUGAACUCAAUAAUUUUUGGUUUAUGCUAGUAUGUUGAUUUUCCACUGAAUGCAAACCGAUGCUGAACUUGCAAAUGACCAAGUCGGGAAAGCUGUGUUCGUCUCAUCUUGUGACAUUCUUCACCCAAAGCUAGUGGCAAACAUAACCUCACAUCCAAGACCACUUUCUCGUAAAAGUGAACAGUGACUCAGUGAAGAGAUACUGACAGUUGAGAGUGUCAUGAGGUCACCACCUGAGACCAUACUAAAAAAGUGAAGAAAAAUGGCUGCCAAGAACAGUAUAUUAAAUCUCGGUCCACUGUGAUUUGCGUGGGCUACUCAAUCUUGCAUUCGAUGUGUUGUUUGAGCUGUGCACUCAGAUCUGUUUUGUCUCCAACACUUUCAACAAGUUCUUUUCUGAUCA